ACUGCAGUCACGUCAAAGUGUGGGAUUUAGGAAUCUACCUCUUAGGAUAUAGCAGGAACAGAACAUUAAAGAGUUACCAGGGAACUACUGUACAAAAAGAAAAAAAAAACCCAAACUUCACACAUGUAGAUGUGAAGUCAUAUCCAGACCAAAAGAGGAAGUGGCAGGUUACUGGGCUCAAACUUAUCUGCGGCUGCACAUCAUAGACAGCAUAUUGCUGCCUGCCGUUGUCGUUUCUGUAACAACAGAAAGUGCUCCUGCUUGGAGUAGUCUCAAUUCAAAAUGCUGAAGAGAAAGCCAUCCAAUGUUUCAGAGAAGGAGAAACAUCAAAAACCAAAGCGCAGCAGCAGUUUUGGGAAUUUUGAUCGUUUUCGGAGUAAUUCCACAUCAAAACCAGAUGACUCAACUGGGGUACAUGAAGGGGAACCUAUAAAUGAAAGUGGAGAACAAAACAAAACUUCAUAUAAUGGAAGGGGCUUAGGUAAAAAAAUGAGAGCUAUUUCCUGGACAAUGAAGAAAAAAACGGGUAAAAAAUACAUUAAAGCCCUCUCUGAGGAAAAGGAUGAAGAAGAUGGAGAGGAUACCCUCCCAUAUCGGAACAGUGACCCCAUGAUUGGAACCCAUACAGAGAAGGUCUCCAUCAAAGCCAGUGACUCCAUGGACAGUCUCUACAGUGGGCAGAGCUCAUCAAGUGGAAUAACAAGCUGCUCAGAUGGGACGAGUAACCGGGACAGCUUUCGACUUGACGACGACGGCCCCUACUCUGGACCAUUCUGUGGCCGUGCCAGAGUACAUACAGAUUUCACACCAAGCCCCUAUGACACCGACUCCCUCAAAAUCAAGAAAGGAGAUAUCAUAGACAUUAUCAGCAAGACGCCAAUGGGGACGUGGACAGGAAUGUUGAACAAUAAGGUGGGAAACUUCAAAUUUAUUUAUGUGGAUGUCAUCUCAGAAGAAGAAGCAGCCCCCAAGAAAAUAAAAGCACACAGAAAGAGUGGAAAGGAAAAACCCCAGACUCUACAGGAGUUCUUAGAGAGGAUUCACCUUCAGGAAUAUACCUCAACACUUUUGCUCAAUGGUUAUGAGACCCUAGAAGAUUUAAAGGAUAUUAAAGAGAGUCAUCUCAUUGAAUUAAACAUUAAAAACCCAGAAGAUAGAAUGAGGUUACUAUCAGCUGCUGAAAAUCUCCUUGAUGAGGAAACUAUUCAAGAGCAAGAAAAUGAAUCUGUGCCCCUGUCCUUAAGCCCAGACAUCUCCUUAAAUAAGUCACAGUUAGAUGACUGCCCAAGGGACUCCGGUUGUUAUAUCUCAUCAGAAAACUCAGAUAAUGGUAAAGAAGAUCUGGAGUCUGAAAAUCUGUCUGACAUGGUACAGAAGAUUACUAUCACAGAGCCAAGCAACUGAACACACAUUCUCAGCUCUACAUCUACAGAUGUGUUGGAUUUUAACUCUUCUUGAGCUAAAAGAUCAAAUAGGAGAGGAAGAGAAGUAUUUGCAGAUACAACCUGAAGUUAAAAUGUUUUAAUGGGAAUGUACAUAAAAGUUCAUAGCUCUAACAUUUUCAGUUGUUGUAAGUAAUAUGUGUAUUUAUUAUUUUAAAUACUAUAUAUUAGUAUCUCACUUGCCUGUAUCAUAAAAAAGCAUAGUGUAAGUUUUUAGUGUGUGAGACAUGAGCUUUAUUUGGCUUUAUAAGUGCAAAAUGAUUUUCCAAAAAAAAUCCUCCUUUUUUAUACCUACCAGUUUUGAAUUAAUGUAUGUUACUGAAUGAAUCAUUAUGGAGCAUGUGUCUGUUUAACCAAUUGUGCAAGCAGCACUUACAUUCAUUUUAUAAUUACUGGGAACGUGUGUGUUAAUAUUGGAGACAUUUUAUCCUGAUCCAUAGUGAAGUUUUAGUAACUGUUUUUUGUUCAUUUCUUCACUGUUAUCUUUGUAAAAGUAUAGAUAACAAUAUAUUGUCAAUUCUGAUUGAGUAAAACUAAUUUUAAUAAUUGUACAGAUUUUUCACCUUUUAGUGUAAAUAUUUAAAAUUUUGAAAUACCCUAAUUUUAAUAAUAAAAAGAACUAU
Messenger RNA from Vicugna pacos (alpaca), 2065 nucleotides. NCBI's taxonomy places the organism in Eukaryota, Metazoa, Chordata, Mammalia, Artiodactyla, Camelidae. The record is from RefSeq and is a predicted model, not a curated record.